Messenger RNA from Exophiala aquamarina CBS 119918, 549 nucleotides. RefSeq lists its product as uncharacterized. Lineage: Eukaryota; Fungi; Ascomycota; Eurotiomycetes; Chaetothyriales; Herpotrichiellaceae. The transcript has 3 exons. The record is from RefSeq and is a predicted model, not a curated record. Bases 296 to 538 code for a protein of 80 amino acids.
ACUGUGCAGGUCCAACACACCUACCCCCUGACCUCCGCGCAACAACUUGCAAUCGCCGAAGCCAUCACGGAGCUACACAGCACGACAUUCGUUGUGCCGCGACUCUUCGUGAACGUCGUGUUCCAACACCUGCAACCCAGCACCGGCACCGGUGCCACGACAUACUUCCUCGCAGGAAAGCCCACGGCGCACAACACGGCGGGCCCCAACCGCAUCCUGGGCAUGGUGCGCCAGGGCCCGAGCAGGACGAAGGCGGAUUUCGACCGUCUGGCCCAGAGGAUCGAGGACGCUUGGUAUGGCGUCAACCAGAACCAGAACGGCGGCGCGGACAAGGCUGAUCGCAAAGCGAAGAAGUUGCAUUUCGUCGUCAUGUAUCCGAUGCUCGCCGCGAGAGAGAACGGCACGACUAUUCCGGGGGCUGGCGAAGAAGGCACUUGGCUUAAAGACAAUAUGCCUUAUUUCAAAUCCCAAGCACAUGACCAUGGCGAUGAAGACUUCAAAGACUUGCUUGACGAAGUCGAGGGCAGGGAUGACUUGACAGCUUUGCUC